This is a messenger RNA of Spea bombifrons (plains spadefoot toad), 2432 nucleotides long. Its product is annotated as SLAIN motif-containing protein-like. Bases 137 to 2011 code for a protein of 624 amino acids. The transcript has 9 exons. The record is from RefSeq and is a predicted model, not a curated record. Gene Ontology annotation, cellular component: microtubule plus-end. Gene Ontology annotation, biological process: microtubule nucleation; positive regulation of microtubule polymerization; cytoplasmic microtubule organization. NCBI's taxonomy places the organism in Eukaryota, Metazoa, Chordata, Amphibia, Anura, Pelobatidae.
UGGCGCUGUGCAGGUGGAGAGGUAAGGCGCGAGACGAGUGACAGUACCGAGGGAUGAUGGAGGGGUUCCCGGGGUGGUGGAGGCCGAAUGAGUGAGAGGGAAGAGGGCUUCCUGCCGGAGGUCGAGUGAUCGUUUGAUGAUGGUUGUUCCAGAGAGUACACCUGGCGUUCAACCUGAUGACAUAAAUGCUGACACAAGAGUUAUGGAAACAGACACAGAGUCCGAUCCCGGCAACGACCUAAAAGAAGUGCGCAAGCUGCAGGAACUGGUCCGGAGGCUGGAAAUCCAGAACCAACAGUUAAAAAUCAAGAGCAACCCUCAGAGCCUUCAGAAUGACAUCGGCGCCGAUCCCCACCUGUCCACCUUGCACUGCACAGGAGUCAUGAACAGCAUGAACAUCCAGGCGGAAAAAGGAGACCGAGAUAUUCUGACGGACAUACAGACUAAGCUGGACCAAAUUAGUUCAGAGAAGGAGAACAUCCCAAGCUUGAGGGUCGAUGCCCAAAUGCAGUUCGAGAAGGUGUGCUCUGACCCCAAGCCCGGCUCUCCGGCGGAUAGUCACUGUGAUAAAGACGAUAGCUGUUUCUUCAGCCUGGACGCCAGCAGCCGAGCCGAGCUGGAGGAAGCUUUGGAUAAAAUGUCUGAACUCAAUUCCAGUGGAGACCUUGAGAACUUGGACGAAACUGCCCUGGAUGAGGUGGAGGUCCUAGAGCUCGGCUUGGGCAGCGAGGAUGAUGAAGACUGUUGGCUUUACAUAUCUCCCAGAAAGACUGCCAGUGCUGAGCAGAAACCGGAUUCCCCCUUAAAGUGGUGCAGACAGGUACUGGACCACCACAGUCCGGAGACAGAGGCCGCCUGCCGCACACUGAUCGGCAAGCUGGAUCAAGCAAAUAGAUGGAAAAGCCUGUACUGCAGCCCACUGGCUUCACCAAGUGCAUAUAACCCCAGCACUGAGGGCAACAACUGUAACAAUUCACUAAACUCACCGGGGUGCCUGAAAUCCACUAACAAACCACUACUAACCUGUGGCAGCUCAGGGUAUUUGAGCAUCCAUUCUGCACUCAGCUCUCAAUCCUCUGUAGACAGCGAGCUAAGUACUUCUGACGAUUCAAUCUCUAUGGGAUACAAACUGCAAGAUUUGACGGAUGUCCAGGUUAUGGCGCGCAUGCAAGAAGAAAGUCUUCGUCAGGAUUACGCUUCCAGUUCUGCAUCUGUUUCCCGGCGCAGUUCUAGCGCCUCUUUACAUUCUCUGAGAAGAGGCACCUUCAGCGAUCAGGAGUUUGACACGUACAGCUUGGAGGAUGAGGAGGACUAUGAAUGUUCUCUGUCCUACCGUAGCACGCACAGGUACUCCCCGUCGCCUCUUAGUUCACCUCGAUGUCAGUCACCGUCAGCAGCCGGGGACAGCAGCAGGUUUUCGACCUCUCGCAUUAGACCGCCUCGGAGGUCCAUUCAAAACCAUGUGCAAGACCGGGUGAAAUAUGCAAACUGCGAAGAUGACUUGCGCCAUAGUAUGCCAAACUUGGCAAAAACAAGUUUACGUUCACUCGAAGCAGUGAGGAGCAGCCGUAGCUUGGAGUCUGAUCUCCAGGGGUCAAGCAGCCGAUUAACCAGGCUUCAGCAACCUACAACCAGUACUCCGCCGAGCAAAUUGCGGUAUGCUUCCAGCUCUGGCCAACCUUCAAUGUCUGGCCGGCAGGCGGUCAAAGCGGGUGUAAGCACAAGUUCUCACCUUCCGUCCAGACAACCGAUCAAAUCGUCCGGUUACAACAGUUCCAGCGGGAUCCGUAAAAUGCCGUCGUCUGGUUCCAAUCCGCCUUCGUCUGGUGCCGUUUCCAGAACUAGCAACCCGUCUCCCUCUCCUAAACCGUCGGCUGUGAAAUCCCAGACGUCCGCGGGAUACGCGUCCCCUAAAAGUAAAAUGGUUCAACCGUCAAGGAGAUCUUUCCAUUACUCAAAGACAAGUAAUACACCGGAUAGUGAUGACUCCUGGAAAGAUGGGUGCUAUUAGAUCUCUCCAAAGAUGAUUUUUUUUUUUGUAAACUUAAGUCGUCCAGCGGGCUGGACAUGGAACAUUUCAGAGGAAGAGAAGUAGUUUAAACGACCUCCUUACCUGCUUUUCAGGUCGGACAUUCCAUGUCUGUCACAGGUUCUUCUCUAUUUCAUAUUUUCGUUCUACUCCUUAUUUAAAAGUGCAUUCGUGUUGUCGAUGGUUCUAGAAGUUUCAGUUCAGUAGAACUCGUCCCCCCCCCCCAACACUGAGCCAUUUAACUAGAAUAUAGAAAAAAAAAUGUGUAAUUUCCACCCCCAUCAACCGACGGACCACUUGCACUGGUGUAAAUUUUUAUUUGACGAUUGUGCAGAUGAUGAACGUGUUGGAAACCAUAGAUGUGUAAUAUAGAUGUUCUUAAGACGGUCUUGUUUUAUAUACA